AUUUAAAGCGGAACAACAGACACUCGGAAUAUUUUUAAGCUAUUCAGUAAAUUCUCUUUUUUCUAUAACUUUGUUGGUGUUUUUAAAAUAAUGUGAUAUUGACACAGGUACAUCCAUUACUGAUUCUUCUGAUUCCAUUACUGAUUUAUAUCUUAUCAUGGAAGCUGCCGGUGCAGUGUCUUAUUUUAAGAAGGUUGAGAUUAUUUUGAGAUGGCUGACUAUCCUCAAUCUUACUGCAUAUGAAUGGCCACAGCCUGCAUGUGUUAAAGAUGGAGAUCAAUUUGACUUCAUCGUUGUGGGAGGUGGCACAGCGGGAUGUCUCAUAGCUAGCAGACUUGUGGAAACCGGCAAUGUAAGCGUACUACUUAUAGAAGCUGGAACAUAUCCGCCAUUGGAAUCAGAUCUGUCAGGAUUAUUUCCAUUUCUGAAAGAUUCAAAAUAUGAUUGGAAUUUUACGUCUGUCCCUGAUGACUUAGCUGCAAAAAACCAUAAGGGUAAUGUCAUUCAUAUGUCUCAAGGAAAAAUGUUGGGAGGCUCUGGAUCCUCAGGCUUUGGAGCGUAUGCACGAGGGUAUCCACAUGAUUACGAUGAUUGGGCAGCCAUUACUAAUGACACCUCUUGGUCAUGGAAAGCAGUAUUACCGAUAUUCCAAGAGAACGAAAAACUCAUUGAUGAAAAGAUCCUCAAAUCUCACGACCAUUAUUAUGGCACUAAAGGAAAAAUUUACUUAAAGAAAACAUACUAUAAAAGAAAUCGCAACUUUUUCAAUGCCUUGAAAGAAAUUGGCUAUGAUUAUCAUAUAGAUAUCAAUCCUAACCACCCGAUAGGAUUCACCAAUUUAAUGUUUAACAUCGGUAACAAAACUCGGCAAAGUACGGCUCAUAAGUUUCUCAGUCCCCUCAAAAAUCAUCCGAAUUUGCAUCUCAUGAUCAAUACCUUGGCAACUAAAAUAAUUCUUAAUGAUAAAAAGACUGCAAUUGGGGUUGAAAUAUUGACAGAAGACAAUAAAAUACUAAGAUUGAAGGCUAAGAAAGAAGUCAUAGUAACAGCUGGAACUAUUAAAUCACCGCAUCUACUUAUGCUUUCGGGAAUAGGUCCAAAACGUCACUUGGAGAAAAAAGGCAUUAAAGUUAUAGCAAAUUUACCUGUGGGGCACAAUUUCCAAGACCAUGUUAACAGUAUUCUGGUUUAUAAAAUGACAAAAGCAUCUCUAGCUAGCAAUCUUGGAGAUCCUUAUGAAUAUCCAUAUGUUGUUUUCGAUGGAUAUGUUGCUCUGAAUAAGUCUCAACGCUAUGCAGAUUAUGAAACUAUCUGCGCUCACUUUGGCGAUAGUCUAACAUUUGAGGGCUUAUGUGCAUUCUUUUUCAGUUACAAUAAUGAUUUUUGUGACACUUUGAAUAAGGGUCUUGACAACAAAGAAGUACUUUUGGUAUUCAUCACAUACUUGAAUCCCGAAUCAAGAGGACGAAUUCUACUUAACAGUACAGAUCCCAGAGACUAUCCAUUAAUAAUUCCAAAAUAUUAUACUAAAAGUAUAGAUAUUAAGAAACAUGCUAGUUAUCUGGCAGAUUUCAAUCGUGUAUUGCACUCAACAUAUUUUAGAAAAGUGGAAGCAGAAUUAGUAGAUCCUAAAUUUAAGUCUUGUGAAGGUUUAGAAAGAGGUACUGAGGAGUAUUGGAAGUGUUACGCCGUUGCAACUGGUGACACUGCUCAUUAUUUUGUUGGUACUUGUGCUAUGGGGACUGUUUUGGAUUCAAAGCUUAGGGUUCAUGGCGUGAAGCAUUUACGUGUUGCAGACGCUAGUGUAAUGCCGACCAAUGUUCGAGGACUGCCUCAGGGGACAGUUACGAUGAUAGCUCAAAAGGCUGCAGAUAUGAUUAUUGAGGAACAUGGUUUGAAACAACACAGUUCACCGUGUGACUAACCUUUUAUCAAAAAAUGUAUAAUUCAAUUACCGCUUUUUACUGUCGCUGCAUAUUUUAUCAUUAAUAAAGUGAACAUUUCUGUC
Messenger RNA from Helicoverpa armigera (cotton bollworm), 2008 nucleotides. RefSeq names its product ecdysone oxidase. The transcript has 3 exons. Bases 158 to 1924 code for a protein of 588 amino acids. The record is from RefSeq and is a predicted model, not a curated record. Gene Ontology annotation, molecular function: oxidoreductase activity, acting on CH-OH group of donors; flavin adenine dinucleotide binding. NCBI's taxonomy places the organism in Eukaryota, Metazoa, Arthropoda, Insecta, Lepidoptera, Noctuidae.